CAAACACUCUAGAGAGGGUUUUGUUCAGCUCUGCUCUCUGAUUCACCAUGAAGCUGUACGUGAUCAUUCCACUGUGGGCUCUGCUCACAUUCACCCAACAGGCGUCUGCACUAGAAAUAUGUGCAUGUGAGCUGAAUAUCUCAGAGAAGGCAUUCCCUCAUGAAAAACUCAGGAUAGUUGAAACCAACGUAUCAGACUGCAACAGCAACAUCACCCCACAGAAGACUGUGGAGCUGGAGAGUCUGCUGCUGGGGUUGGAGCAUCGCCUUUCCCAGCUGAACAAAGACGUACUGAUCCUGGAGAAGGAGGAUGACGGAGAGCUGUAUGGAGUUCUCAGCUUGUAUGUUAUAGAGAAUGAAAUGACUGAGAUCAAGCAGCUGAUUGACAAGCUCAACAGCACCAUGCAGAAACACCAGAUCCUCACUGCUAACGCCACUAAACAGCUGGAGAACUUGAAAACAGAGAUGCAAGAGCUGGAGAAGUUCGACACCAUGCAGGUGAUAAAGGGACAACAAGCCAUUGCUGCUCUGAAGGUUGAUCUACGCAAGUGCAGCGAAAAACUGAACACUACUGUCGCACCCACGGAGCCUCCACAGGGCUACCCAUACACUGACCUGGACCUGGCAACAGAUGAGUCUGGUGUCUGGGUGGUCUACACCACCACUCAGGACUUUGGCAACUUGGUUCUCUCCAAGCUAGAGGAGGGUGAACCACCAACACUUAGGCGUACCUGGCGCACUUCAGUCUAUAAGCGGGCAGUGACCAACACCUUCAUGGCGUGUGGCGUUCUCUAUGCGACACGUUACAUUAACAGGGAGGUCGAGGAGAUCUUUUACUCAUUCAACACCGUGACGGGACAGGAGAAGUUCAACAUUGGCAUCUUCAUGAACAAGAUGUCUCCCAACAUUCAAAGCCUAAACUACAGCCCUGUGGACCAGAUGCUGCAUGCUUACUGUGACUCCAACAUGGUUUCCUACAAGGUGUUGUUUGGAUAAACUGAUGUUGUUGUUUCAUUUCUGCAAAAUUGAUUGAUCUCUAUAAAAGUCUGAAUUCAAAACAGUUUUUCCUCAAGAUGUUUCAUGUUUAAUGCAUCACAUUUCAUAAACAAUGUAUUUCUCCAUUAAUCUAAUUCUACCAUUGUAAAUAAAAGGUUCAUCUUUGCUUUGUACUCUCUUUAUUCAAUAAAAUCAAUAAUUUCCAGUGUAGUGGUUUUAAUGUUCAGGAUCAGUCUAACUAUGUUAUUAUAUCUUUUUUUAUGUAAACAUACAAAUGUCAUAUUCUCAUAAAAGUCACAAGAUUGUUGUUCUGACAUUUGUGGAGAAAUCCUUGCAGUGACAUUAGAGUAGCAGUUAUCUAAAUAAGUAAAUUAAAUUCAAACAGAUUACCAACUGUACCAGUGUAAAACUCUAAGUACUGGCUCUUUCCAUGUGUGACAUAAAAAUCCUCUUUUUCUGAAUGCAGAAAACUAAUCUAUGAUUAAUUUUACAGACAAUUGUUU
This is a messenger RNA of Neolamprologus brichardi, 1498 nucleotides long. NCBI's taxonomy places the organism in Eukaryota, Metazoa, Chordata, Actinopteri, Cichliformes, Cichlidae. The record is from RefSeq and is a predicted model, not a curated record.